Messenger RNA from Aureobasidium melanogenum CBS 110374, 390 nucleotides. RefSeq lists its product as uncharacterized. Lineage: Eukaryota; Fungi; Ascomycota; Dothideomycetes; Dothideales; Saccotheciaceae. The transcript is spliced from 2 exons. Bases 1 to 390 code for a protein of 129 amino acids. The record is from RefSeq and is a predicted model, not a curated record.
AUGCUUCGUCCCAACAGACCCAGGGACAUUCUUGCAGAAUCUUCGUGGAAGCCGUCACUCGAUCGAUACAUAUGUGGAGAUACACGCGAGGUGGAGACUGAACAGGACCGCGAUAUGAUCUCACAAGUCCGCGAAGCGCUAGAAAAUCGUGAUGAGGUUCUAAUCAUAUACGUAAAUGACGGGGUUGAAUCUGCCAACGCCAUCAGCCCUUCUCUCGUGACGAUCUCCAUUAUCAUCGUCAUCGUCAUCAUCGUCAUCAUCGUCAUCAUCGUCAUCAUCGUCCCCACCAUCAUUAUCGUCAUGAUAGGGUCACUGAUCAUGAUGAGCAUCAUCAUGGUCAACAGCAACAACAACAACAGCAUCAUCAUCAUCACGAUCAGGAAUAACUGA